GCACGAGGACACGCCCUCGAGCGAAGAUGCUGUCGUUGCGAGCUUUUUCCAAUCAUUUCACUUUACUGCGGGAACUAAUUGUCGUUGUCACACACGUUGUCAAAAGAAGAGAGCGAUGCUAGCCUACAUUAAACAUCGCUAGACAAUCCAGCAAUUCUUUAUUUUCAUGUUAACAUUUAAGCCAUUAAAUUGAAGCCAUUCUUUUGGGGAAAAUAAUCGCCCAAUGCUAUGCAACUAACGUUAAAUAGUUUCCCAUCUUUUUACCGUAGGUGCAACAAUGGGCUACAGAGCAAGCGAAUACAGUAACUGAGCAAUAUCAACGUUACAUACUAGGCUAUCUACUUUGGGCUUUGGCAUGAUCCAAUUAUACAUUGAGGGGCUUGGCUACACUAUACUGCUAAAAUAUAAUUAUUCUAGAGCUAAGGUUUGUGCGUCCAGUCAGUGUAAUUAAAUGGGAUGCAUUACGUUGGUCCUUAGCUUUGCAUCAUGUGGGAAUUAACUCUGCGCAGGGGACGCCGGUCAUAUUUUUGUUGCCUACAACAAGGAAGUAAGCCUUAGAUGAAUAAUUGUUCUAGUAAAAUCUUUGUCGUCGACUUUCUACAAGUUGUGUGAAAUGGUGCCUGGACAUCGGACCUUGUGUUAGCUAAUUAAUUCAAUUACUAUGCGACGACAAUAAUUAAAUAAUCUAUAGGCUAUCCCAAUCGUAAGGCAUGUGGUGGUUCCAGCAGGGUCUCUGUGCUCUGCCAGCAGGGCUGGUGGUCUGGUCCUCCGCCACGUUCAUCUUCGCUUACAUCACAGCGGUGGUGCUGCGAGACGUGGACCCCUUCCUCCCCUACAUCAGUGACACUGGGACCAUUCCUCCGGAGCGUUGCGUGUUUGGCCUCAUGCUCAACAUCUCAUCCUUCUUAGGCUUGGCCACGGUGUAUGUGCGCUACAAGCAGGUCCAGGCCCUCACGGAGCCCGAGGAUGCCGCGCUGCGCCGGCUCAAUGCCGCUGGCUUGGUCCUGGGAUCUCUCAGCUCCUUCGGAAUGUGCAUCGUCGCCAACUUCCAGAAAACGGUCGUGGUGUCCAUGCACAUGUUGGGUGCGAUCAUGACGUUCGCCGUGGGGGCGGUGUAUAUCUUCGUGCAGACGGCGAUGUCUCACCGCAUGCACCCGCGUGUGCACGGGAAGGCCGUGUUCUGGGCGCGGCUGGCCGUGGGUCUCUGGACCACGCUCAGCAUGCUCAUCAUGCUGGUCUCCUCACUCAUCAUGUACUCUAGUCUGCCUGGCGUGGAUUUGGCCAAAAAACUGCACUGGAUCCCAGGAGAGACGGGCUACACGGCUCAUCUGAUCAGUACGGUAUCCGAAUGGUCUCUGGCCUUCUCCUUCAUCAGCUUCUUCCUCACCUACAUCCGGGACUUCCAGAAAACAGACCUGCGAGUGGAGGCUGUGAUGCUGAAUCCCCAUCUGUACGACUCCACGCACUACGGCGUGGGCGCGCGCCACCGAGAGACCUCCCCGCUCCUGGCUGGGAGCAUCUGAGCACAGCGCCCCCUGCUGGCUGGGAGCAUCUGAGCACAGCGCCCCCUGCUGGCUGAGAGCAUCUGAGCACAGCGCCCCCUGCUGGCUGGGAGCAUCUGAGCACAGCUCCCCCUGCUGGCUGGGAGCAUCUGAGCACAGCUCCCCCUGCUGGCUGGGAGCAUCUGAGCACAGCUCCCCCUGCUGGCUGGGAGCAUCUGAGCACAGCGCCCCCUGCUGGCUGGGAGCAUCUGAGCACAGCGCCCCCUGCUGGCUGAGAGCAUCUGAGCACAGCGCCCCCUGCUGGCUGCAGUCGCACUCACAGGGUCCCUCUGGUUCUCUAUGAUACCGAUUCUCCUUACACCUGCUGCCCUGCCCAUUCACACCAGGCCAGAGAAAACACACACGCUCACGCGUUCAAACACACACACACACACUCAGAAAUACACACACACACACUCAGAAACACACAUACUCACACACACGCACUCACACACAAACACACACUCAGAAACACACACACUCACACACACACACUCUCUCCCCCACACACACACACACACACACUCUCUCUCACACACACACACACACACACACUCAGAAACACAGUUUCACAAACACACAUGCACAAACACUUGCGUGUGCUCGCGUGUGCUCGUACGCACCCACACACAGGGGCUCAUGGACACGUAAUGAUGUCAGACGCACACAGGCACAAGCACACGCAUGCACAAACAGAAACAUGCUCUUCGACAGCGUGAGAAUGGCAGCUAAUGUCCACAUUGGCUUUUGUAAUGGAUGCGACCGAAAGUUCAUAUUGGACGUCAGCUAUUGGGUAGAGUUUGGAUCAGUUUUGUCUAUUAACUAUGAACACUUUGAUGGCAAGCAUGUAGCUAAGUGUGUGUGCCUGUGUGUGUUUGUGCGCAUGUGUUUGUGUUUGUGUGUUUGUGUAUGUGUGGGUUUGUGUGUGUGCGUGUGUUUAUAUGCUUGUGUGUGCAUGUGUGUAUAUGUUUGUGUUUGUGUGCAUGAGCGUGCGCGUGUGUGUAUAUGCUGUGUGUGUGUGUAUAUAUGUUUCUGUGUGUUUAGGCUGUGGAUGGUAGACAGUAUUCUGACAGUGUUCUGGUAAACUGUGUAAGAGCAGACAGCACUGUGUUAAGCUGCCCUGCUCGGUAUUGUGGAGAAGGAAGAUCCUGCGUAUGACAGCACUGGGCCUGCCUGACUCAGGCACACGCAUCACCCAAACAAACCCAGGCCUGAUUUCACAUACUGUACCUUCACAUACUGUACCUUCACAUACUGUACCUUCACAUACUGUACCUUCAUAUGCUGUACCUUCAUUCAUCAGGAUGAGGAGGGGCCCAGGGUUCUGUGACUGAAAGUGGAUCACAUCACUCAUCAAGUCAAAUGCUGCCUUUAUCUUAAACUCAACCUGCUGCUGCCUUUGUGUGUCUGCGUGUGUGUGUGUGUGUGUGUGUGUGAGUGUGUGUCUGUGUCUGUGUCUGUGUGCAUUUCCGUGUAUAUCUGUUAUUUGUGUGCCUGUGCAUGUACUGUGUCCAAGUGUCUGUAUAUUUGUGUGUGUGCGUGUGUGUGUGUGCAUGUACUUGUGUACAUUUGUGUGUGUGUGUGUGUGUGUGUGUGUGUGUGACGACCACUGCAUCAUAUCCCAGCUGGUUCUGAUGCCUUGUACUUAGGCAGUAGCAGGUUUCUAGUGUUUACAGAGUGAUUGACAGCCCAGCCCCUCCACUGCCAGCGAUCUCCCAUCAAGUGCCUUCAACGACCCACACUGAGACAAAACACACAGACACUGCACACACGUGCUUUUAAUGCUGCAGCUAACCAGGGAAACGGUAACCGUGGUGAAACGGUAACCGUGGUGACCCGUGCCCGGCUCAGUAUCUCUGCGUCUUUAGGAGAGGCAGAAGCUCAGGUGACAUUUUGAUUUAAUUUGGCCCAAGUGGUGAAGGCAUGAACACAGGCCUUAUCUUACGCUGCAUUAUCAACCUUAACCACUGAACCCACCAAUUUUACAGUCAUUUAAUUCUGAACUGUUGACAUUAAUUAUUAAAAAACAGUUCAAAUAUAGAUGAGUUUUUACGAGCGGUUGAUACUUUGCCAUUCAAAGUUUUGGAUUUGCCUUUUUUUUAUCUUGAAUAUUAUCAGAAGCUGUAGAAAUGUUAACCAGGACAAUUUCACAUUAACCAAUACAAAGAUGAUCAUUGUCUUCAGAAUCAUUGUACUUAACAGGGACCUGUUAGUCUGGUAUUUGGUAUUGGAGGUUUAUAUUUUUUUUACCGUGCUUAAUAACGUGUUAUUUCUGUUAUCUCUACUGUAACCUCUUCUUUCCGUCCAUCAUGGUCCUCCAGGUGAAGAAAUGCCGCUUUUUAUAGUUUUACUUUCCUCUUUACAUCACUGUUGUCUCUUAUUUUUAUACAUAUCCCAAAAAUGAAUGCUGCCAUAUUUAAAAUGUUAUGUGUUUGUAAGAGCCAGAUUUUGCUGCCUUAUAUUUAUGGUUCUAUCCCUCCGAUGGAAUAAAUUGUGCAUUGCUGUUUGAGGGAGCCCCAGAACCGCAACUUGUACUGUACUGUACUUCCUGUGUACAAUAAAGAUGUACUUUUACAGUAAA
Messenger RNA from Conger conger (European conger), 4122 nucleotides. RefSeq names its product DNA damage-regulated autophagy modulator protein 2-like. The coding region runs from base 711 to 1523 and encodes 270 amino acids. Lineage: Eukaryota; Metazoa; Chordata; Actinopteri; Anguilliformes; Congridae. The transcript has 8 exons. Gene Ontology annotation, biological process: regulation of autophagy; photoreceptor cell maintenance. The record is from RefSeq and is a predicted model, not a curated record. Gene Ontology annotation, cellular component: lysosome.